Pseudogymnoascus verrucosus is the source of this 1361-nucleotide messenger RNA. It is a transcript of the gene CDC28, whose product is annotated as Cyclin-dependent kinase catalytic subunit. NCBI's taxonomy places the organism in Eukaryota, Fungi, Ascomycota, Leotiomycetes, Thelebolales, Thelebolaceae. The coding region runs from base 273 to 1265 and encodes 330 amino acids. Gene Ontology annotation, molecular function: cyclin-dependent protein serine/threonine kinase activity; cyclin binding; ATP binding. Gene Ontology annotation, biological process: regulation of G2/M transition of mitotic cell cycle; G1/S transition of mitotic cell cycle; protein phosphorylation. The transcript has 3 exons. Gene Ontology annotation, cellular component: nucleus; cyclin-dependent protein kinase holoenzyme complex; cytoplasm. The record is from RefSeq and is a predicted model, not a curated record.
CGAAAGACAACAAACGGCACGCCCAACAUACAGCGACAAACGAGCAUCCUAACAAACAAAACCAAUCCGACAGUAUACGACCAAUAGGUUAUAUAAGAGACCGAGUUCAAUUCUGAGUAUAGUUGUUGAAUCUCUCGAGUACAUGCAGCGGAUGCCACUUUGUUCUGCCCCUCAUUUAUCGCCCCGCUAAACACGAUCCCCCUUGAGGAGAGGGCUCCUGGCAGCAUUCGACAUCCACGCCACAUAAAAAUAAGAAAACAGUAUCUUUCAAUAUGGAGAACUACCAGAAAUUGGAGAAGAUUGGAGAGGGAACCUACGGAGUCGUCUACAAAGCCCGCGACCUCCUGCACGGCGGCCGCAUUGUAGCUCUCAAGAAGAUCCGUCUCGAAGCCGAAGAUGAAGGCGUCCCCUCCACCGCUAUCCGCGAGAUCUCCCUCCUCAAAGAGAUGAACGACCCCAACAUCGUCCGCCUUCUCAACAUCGUCCACGCCGACGGCCACAAGCUGUACCUCGUCAUGGAGUUCCUCGACCUCGACCUGAAGAAAUACAUGGAAGCCCUCCCCAUCAGCGACGGCGGGCGCGGCAAGGCUCUCCCCGAAGGCUCCAGCCCCGACCUCGGCCGCCUCGGCCUCGGCGACCAGAUGGUCAAGAAGUUCAUGAGCCAGUUGUGCGAGGGUAUUCGCUACUGCCACAGUCACCGCGUGCUGCACCGUGAUUUGAAGCCGCAAAAUCUCCUGAUCGACCGCGAUGGUAACCUCAAGCUUGGGGAUUUCGGACUCGCGAGAGCCUUUGGUGUGCCUCUCCGCACAUACACCCACGAGGUCGUCACGCUGUGGUACCGCGCUCCCGAGAUCCUGCUCGGUGGCCGCCAGUACUCUACUGGUGUCGAUAUGUGGUCCGUCGGCUGCAUCUUCGCCGAGAUGUGCACGCGCAAGCCGCUGUUCGCUGGUGAUUCCGAGAUUGACGAGAUCUUCAAGAUCUUCCGCCUUCUCGGCACACCCACCGAACUCGACUGGCCCGGCGUAACCUCCUUCCCCGACUUCAAAUCCUCCUUCCCCAAAUGGGGCCGCGACCUCAACGCCAACCUGAUCCCCGGCCUUGACAACAUCGGCCAGGACCUGCUGGAGAACAUGCUCGUCUACGACCCCGCCGGCCGCAUCUCCGCUAAGCAAGCUUGCAUGCACCCUUACUUUGAGCAGGGAAGCGCGGCGCACUCGGGCAGAGGGCAUGGGCCGACCUAUGCGGCGACGGGGAGUUAUCAAUGAGCGCAGCGCAGUUAGUCAGUUAGGGUAGGGCGGUGGAAGGAUUUUUUUCUUUGAGCGGGCGUGCGUGCGUGCGAUACCAGAUGCGAUGGGAGAAGG